Molecule: messenger RNA, 3556 nt
Organism: Symphalangus syndactylus (siamang)
Lineage: Eukaryota; Metazoa; Chordata; Mammalia; Primates; Hylobatidae
Gene: MGAT4A
Product: alpha-1,3-mannosyl-glycoprotein 4-beta-N-acetylglucosaminyltransferase A
Biological process (GO): protein N-linked glycosylation
Cellular component (GO): Golgi stack; endoplasmic reticulum-Golgi intermediate compartment; endoplasmic reticulum
Molecular function (GO): acetylglucosaminyltransferase activity
Source: RefSeq, a predicted model, not a curated record
AUGAAUUACAGUAUUACAGUUUCAAUAGUCAUGGGCAUUCCCACAGUGAAGAGAGAAGUUAAAUCUUACCUCAUAGAAACUCUUCAUUCCCUUAUUGAUAACCUGUAUCCUGAAGAGAAGUUGGACUGUGUUAUAGUAGUCUUCAUAGGAGAGACAGAUAUUGAUUAUGUACAUGGUGUUGUAGCCAACCUGGAGAAAGAAUUUUCUAAAGAAAUCAGUUCUGGCUUGGUGGAAGUCAUAUCACCCCCUGAAAGCUAUUAUCCUGACUUGACAAACCUAAAGGAGACAUUUGGAGACUCCAAAGAAAGAGUAAGAUGGAGAACAAAGCAAAACCUAGAUUACUGUUUUCUAAUGAUGUAUGCUCAAGAAAAGGGCAUAUAUUACAUUCAGCUUGAAGAUGAUAUUAUUGUCAAACAAAAUUAUUUUAAUACCAUAAAAAAUUUUGCACUUCAACUUUCUUCUGAGGAAUGGAUGAUUCUAGAGUUUUCCCAGCUGGGCUUCAUUGGUAAAAUGUUUCAAGCACCGGAUCUUACUCUGAUUGUAGAAUUCAUAUUCAUGUUUUACAAGGAGAAACCCAUUGAUUGGCUCCUGGACCAUAUUCUCUGGGUGAAAGUCUGCAACCCUGAAAAAGAUGCAAAACAUUGUGAUAGACAGAAAGCAAAUCUGCGAAUUCGCUUCAGACCUUCCCUUUUCCAACAUGUUGGUCUGCACUCAUCACUGUCAGGAAAAAUCCAAAAACUCACGGAUAAAGAUUACAUGAAACCGUUACUUCUUAAAAUCCAUGUAAACCCACCUGCAGAGGUAUCUACUUCCUUGAAGGUCUACCAAGGGCAUACGCUGGAGAAAACUUACAUGGGAGAGGAUUUCUUCUGGGCUAUCACGCCGAUAGCUGGAGACUACAUCUUGUUUAAAUUUGAUAAACCAGUCAAUGUAGAAAGUUAUUUGUUCCAUAGCGGCAACCAAGAACAUCCUGGAGAUAUUCUGCUAAACACAACUGUGGAAGUUUUGCCUUUCAAGAGUGAAGGUUUGGAAAUAAGCAAAGAAACCAAAGACAAACGAUUAGAAGAUGGCUAUUUCAGAAUAGGAAAAUUUGAGAAUGGUGUUGCAGAAGGAAUGGUGGAUCCACGUCUCAAUCCCAUUUCAGCCUUUCGACUUUCAGUUAUUCAGAAUUCUGCUGUUUGGGCCAUUCUUAAUGAGCAGAGAGUUUUCUCAGGCUGGUGGCAGAAGGCACCAUUGCUGUUUUAAGGUAGAGGGGGCUGCAUGAGAAGGAAUGCACGUGGCUUUAAGGAGCUGAGAGAGGCCUUGGCUAACAGCAAAGGAGCUGGGAACUGCAGUCCUACAGCCACGGGAACUGAAUUCAGCCCAUAAGCUCAUUCAUGGGCUUGGAAAGGCAUUCAUCUCCAGUCUCCAGAUAAGACCCAGCCUGGCCAACACUUUGAGUCCAGCCUUGUGAGACCCUAAGCCGAGAACUCAGUUAAGCCUGCUUGGACUUCUGACCUACAGAACUACGAGAUAAUAAAUCAGUGGUGUUUUAAGCUGCUAAGUUUGUGGCAAUUUAUGUAAGAAUAGGAAAUGAAUACGGUAUUUUAAAAGAGGUAAAGAGGAAAUCUUCAUACUUGAUUCCUUGUAGUAGGCUAUUUCUUGGUAAAUGCAUGAAUAAAGUCUUUAGUAGCAAGUCAUGUACCUGGACCUCGUUGGGGAUGUUCUCGCCAGAGAUCUCAAUUAGUCUUCAUUGGAUGUUUGUUGGCAAAGUUGCAGCAUCUUACUGAGUAGCGUUUUGUAAAGGAACUGCUAGAAUGAGACUAUAGGAAUAGGACUGAAACAGUGUAUAAGGGAUCUUUUUUAUUUCUAGAAGAGGUGUUACUUUAUAUUUAGACUGCUCUGAGCCUGUCAGAAGUAAAUUCAAGAAUGAUUAACAGUGGUAUUUUAGAUACAACACUAAGAGCAAAAAUAACCUUUGCCUUGUAGAGAUCAGAUCAUCUGUGUAUCGAGGGACUUAAUUUUUUUUAACCAAAACUUAGUUUUUUUAUCAUCUAGCACAGAUCAAAUCCUUUAUGAGCCAGCCAAAUGUUUGUAGUUUGAGAAUGUUUUGCAAAUACCUCUCUGCUUCCAAGCCAUUAAUUGCUAAUGAAGUUUUAUUUUGGUUUGUCCAUUAAUUUUUGUGCUUAUUUUUACUGUAUUGCCAUGGCCUUGAUACAAGUAGAACUAAAAGAAAAUGAGAGGUUAAGACUGUCAAAAGAUGAGAAAUGUGAGUCAUAAUCAUACGUUAGUGUUUUUAAGGGAACUUUAUCCAAUCCAAUCCCUUUAUAGAAAAGGAACUUUUCCAAGCUAUGUCGCAGUAUUUAUAGUGUGUAAAAUUGUUUGACUUUGGUAGUUGUGCAUUUUAAAUUAUGAAUCUUAUAUGCUAUGAUAACUAGUAUGCUUACUUUCUUUAAUGCAUGUGAUCAUACAAUGCUACAAAGGUAUUUUUUAAAGACCCAACCAAACUGAGGAUUUUGUUAUACAUAUCUGUAUCAACACCUAUAUAUAAACUCCUCUCUUCUUACCUGAAACACCCCUUCACCCGGUUUGGGCACUAACUAGAUCAUUUUCAAAGGAACAAACAGGAAGGAGCAAGCUGGCACUCCAGAGUGCAUCUGAGCUGAGAAUUUAGAAGACCUUAUUCAAGAAAGUAAACUGAGCAUUGAUGGGAAAGCACUUUGCGCGAAGUAUCAUUCCCACUGUUAAUGUUGCAGUCAAAAUUGUAAAAAAAAAAAAAAAAAAAAGUGGUGCUAAAAUUGUUCUAAAAUGAAGAUUGUUUAUUGUGGGGAAUAUUUUAAUACUCUUGAACUUUAGGGAGGCUAUUUUAUGUGUCACUUGCUCCUAGUUGUUUCAUUGUAUUAGUAAUUAGCAAACUGUCCUGGAACCAAGGGUUUGGUACUUUUGCUUGAUUAGCAUGCCGUUAUUUAUUUGAAAUGCUCAGUGUUUGCUCAAAUUUGGUGAAAGUAUCUUUUGAAGACAUAUUCUCUGAGCCUUAAAAAUGGCUGCUAUCGACAGUACUGUAAGAUGCACUGCCAGUAGAUUUGAUACUUUUCAUUUCAGUGUAGGCAGUAAUGUUUUCUAAGAAAGAUUUAGAAAUCAGCGAAGUGUAACAAUUGUGUUUCAUUUAUGGAAUGAAAAAACUAAAGUGUCCCAUUCAGAACACUUUGGAAAGGUUGUCUGCUUAGGGGAUGUUUCUGGAAGCAUCCCUUAGAGAAGCUGCCUGAGGAAUCUCCUUGCCAGGUUGUACCAGAUUUUUUUUUCCUUAAAUGUAUCGUAUAUAUUUUCCUUAAAAUGUCUUCAUUGGCUGAAUGAUUCAUAUCUGUAGUAAUAUUUUAGGUACUUGUUGGAUUUUUAAAGGAAGAUUAUUUAUUUAUUUUCAGAUUUGCUGCUAUAAUUGAAAACCUAGUAACUGGUCCUGUUGAUUGUGCCUUCAUCACUGUUUCUCUGUGCCACGACCGUUCAUGUGUAUUUGAAAUAAGUUUAAAAAGCCAUGUUGAAUUCAAGAUUCCUUCUAAUAAAAAUAGGUGAAACUUAA